AGCUGGUGCACCGGCUUCACCCACCGCCGGCGAAAAGCACCCUUAUUAAGUCCCAGCUCGGCACCGCGCCGCAUAGAACGCUGGACACAUCUCGAGCUCUGCUCCUCCAGGCUCCAGGCUCCAGCUCCCAAACCAAACCAAACCCGACCGGACCAUGGCCGGCACGUGCGCGCACGUCGAGUUCCUCAAGGCGCAGCCGGCGUGGGCGCUGGCGCUGGCUGCCGUGGGCCUCCUCGUGGCCGCCCGCGCCGCCGUCCGCCUCGCGCUGUGGGUCUACGCCGCGUUCCUCCGCCCGGGCAAGCCCCUGCGCCGCCGCUACGGCGCCUGGGCCGUCGUCACCGGCGCCACCGACGGCAUCGGCCGCGCCAUCGCGUUCCGCCUCGCCGCGGCCGGGCUCGGGCUCGUCCUCGUCGGCCGCAACCCGGACAAGCUGGCCGCCGUGGCCGCGGAUAUCAAGGCCAAGCACCCCAGGGUCCCCGAGGUGCGGACCUUCGUGCUCGACUUCGCCUGCGAUGGGCUGGCCGCCGGGGUGGAGGCGCUGAAGGAGGCCAUCCGGGGCCUCGACGUGGGGGUCCUCGUCAACAACGCCGGGGUGUCGUACCCGUACGCGCGCUACUUCCACGAGGUGGACGAGGAGCUCAUGCGCAGCCUGAUCCGGGUCAACGUCGAGGGCGUCACGCGGGUCACGCAUGCCGUGCUGCCCGGCAUGGUCGAGAGGAAGCGUGGCGCCAUCGUCAACAUCGGCUCCGGCGCCUCCUCCGUCGUGCCCUCUGAUCCGCUCUACUCCGUCUACGCCGCCACCAAAGCGUACGUUGAUCAAUUCUCAAGAUGCCUUUAUGUUGAGUACAAGAACAAGGGUAUUGAUGUGCAGUGCCAGGUGCCCUUGUACGUGGCGACAAAGAUGGCAUCCAUCAGGAAAUCUUCCUUCAUGGUCCCAUCUGCUGACACCUAUGCCCGCGCUGCUGUUCGCCACAUUGGAUAUGAGCCUAGGUGCACACCGUAUUGGCCGCACUCUGUUAUGUGGUUCUUGAUCUCCAUGCUUCCGGAGUCCCUGGUAGACAGCGUACGCCUCAACAUGUGCAUCAAGAUCCGCAAGAAGGGGCAAGCUAAGGAUGCCAAGAAGAAAGCGCAGUGAUGUUUCAGAUACUUGUCGAAUGCACAUUGAGAUUUGCAACGCUUCUAGUGGAAGACAAGUGUUUCUAGCUUUGCUGUAGUCACUUUAUUUAGCUACUAAGUUGAGAAUGUUGUUGUUCCCUCCACGGUUAUGAAACUCAAACCUGUAAUCUUUCCUUUCAGAUUGUAACACCAGAUGCACUUAAUGUGGAAAUGGAAUUGACUCGAAGUUGUGUAGCUUUUUUUU
Molecule: messenger RNA, 1360 nt
Organism: Phragmites australis (common reed)
Lineage: Eukaryota; Viridiplantae; Streptophyta; Magnoliopsida; Poales; Poaceae
Product: very-long-chain 3-oxoacyl-CoA reductase 1-like
Exons: 3
Coding region: 155-1135 (326 amino acids)
Cellular component (GO): endoplasmic reticulum
Molecular function (GO): ketoreductase activity
Source: RefSeq, a predicted model, not a curated record